Molecule: messenger RNA, 699 nt
Organism: Sphenostylis stenocarpa
Lineage: Eukaryota; Viridiplantae; Streptophyta; Magnoliopsida; Fabales; Fabaceae
Source: the annotation of a GenBank genome assembly
AUGGAGAGUGUGAAUGGGAAGAGAGCACAGGAAGAAGCAGGGCCUUCUGAUGGAACCAAACAAGAAAUGACUGAGAAAGUAAGUAAUGCUUUGAAUGAUGGUAGGGUAGAGGAGGAAGAAGCAGACGAGGAGGAAGAUGGAGGCCUUGAAGAUAGUAAAAAUGGCUCCUUUGUUCCUGGGCCGCUUGUUUCUCUCAAGGAACAGAUCGAACGGGACAAGGAGGACGAAAGCCUAAGGAGGUGGAAGGAGAAGCUGUUGGGUUGCUUGGAAAGUGAUUUAGAUGGUCAAUUGGACCCUGAAGUGAAAUUCCACUCCAUAGGAAUUCUCUCUGAGGAUUUUGGUGAACUUGUUACUCCUUUACCUGUGGACCAUAAUCGGAAUGGUUGUACUCUAUUCACUCUCCGAGAGGGGUCUCGCUAUCAGCUUAAGCUAAAAUUUAGUGUUCUGCACAACAUUGUGUCUGGCUUGACAUACUCCAAUACUGUGUGGAAAGGAGGGCUUCAAGUUGAUCAGAGCAAAGGAAUGUUGGGUACUUUUGCUCCUCAAAGGGAACCAUACGUAUAUGCCUUGAAGGAGGACACCACUCCCUCUGGUGCACUUGCAAGGGGUGUUUACUCAGCCAAACUCAAGUUUGAAGAUGAUGAUAGAAGGUGUCACAUGGAACUCAAAUAUUUAUUCGAGAUAAAAAAGAGCAGCUAG